GAAAAGAAAAAUGCCUAGGUAUGAUGACCGCCGCAGUAGUGGUACACGCCUUUAUGUUGGUCACUUGUCUUCGAGGACAAGGUCACGUGAUCUUGAGGACAUGUUUAGGAGAUAUGGGAGGUCUCUUGGCUUUUGCCUAACAUGGAGGUCUAUGGUGAGAGGGUCCAUGGUGGAUUUGGCCAGUCUUUCUAGUGUUAUUGCCUGUUUUUAUCGAAAUGGAACAAUAUCAAAAGUGGUGUUUUUGAUUCAACUCUGAGGGGCGAACUCUCAACCCUUCGAUAAUUGUGUCUUGAUGGCCUUUCUGUUUCUGGCACCCCUUUACGCAGAAUACGUGAUGUGGAUAUGAAGCGUGACUAUGCAUUCGUUGAAUUCAGUGACCCUAGAGAUGCUGAUGAUGCAAGAUAUUCAUUGAAUGGUAGAGACCUUGACGGAAGCCGUAUAGUUGUUGAAUUUGCCAAGGGGGUGCCUCGUGGCCCUGGUGGGUCUCGUGAUUACCCUGGAAGAGGUCCUGCUCCUGGAGCAGGGCGCUGCUUCAACUGUGGAAUUGAUGGUCACUGGGCUCGUGAUUGCAAAGCUGGGGAUUGGAAGAAUAAGUGUUAUCGCUGUGGUGAACGAGGCCAUAUCGAAAGAAAUUGUCAAAACAGUCCAAAGAAACUGAGCCGUCGACCUCGCAGUUACUCACGUUCACCUAGUCCUCGCCGUGGAAGAAGCAGAAGCCGCAGUUAUAGUAGGGGACGUAGCAACAGUAGAUCGAGAACACCUGUGAAGAGAGAACAAGGUUUCGAGCGCGAUGAUAGAAGAUCGAGGAGUCCUAAGUCCCACAGGGGUUCUCCUUUGCCACCCAGAGGCCGGAAGCAUGGUCCAACUCUCGACGAAAGAAGCCCACAAGAGGGAGGUAGUCCUUCCUCGAGAGAUCGGAGGCACACCAAUGGCUCCAAAUACAGCCCCAGGGAAAGGAGCCAAAGCCCAGAUCAUGAAGCUGAUGCUGAGGACAGGGCUUAUAGGAGUUCCACAAAAGAAAACGGCCAGAGUCAUAGCCCUAGCCCAGUACCAAGGGAGGAUCGGAGCCCGAUUUACAAUGAUGAUGAUGAUAAUAAUCGGGCUUCUAGACGCAGUGAAUCAAAUUAAGCGGAGGCGUAGAUUGGUGUGUGUUGAAGUCCUUAGUGAUCAGCCGUGAUUUGCAAUAAGAACUUGGAGUUUUGUAUGGAUGGAUAUUUUUUUCUUUUUUGUUGAAUAGUAAGCACUGUUAAGAUUUAUUAAAAGCCUAUUUUUAUAAACAGUUGACAAUUACUGCAAUAACUAUGAAACUAUUAAUAUAUAUACUCAAUAGAAGUGAUGGUUCA
Messenger RNA from Gossypium raimondii (Peruvian cotton), 1343 nucleotides. Its product is annotated as serine/arginine-rich splicing factor RS2Z33. The transcript has 6 exons. Gene Ontology annotation, biological process: mRNA splicing, via spliceosome. The coding region runs from base 343 to 1128 and encodes 261 amino acids. NCBI's taxonomy places the organism in Eukaryota, Viridiplantae, Streptophyta, Magnoliopsida, Malvales, Malvaceae. The record is from RefSeq and is a predicted model, not a curated record. Gene Ontology annotation, cellular component: nuclear speck. Gene Ontology annotation, molecular function: mRNA binding; zinc ion binding.